AGGAAAAAGAGGGAAAGGGACAGACAGGAAGAAAAACAGACCGAGAGAGAUCAGUUUUGAGAUCCAGGAACUGCUUUGAGGAAAAGUGAAGGAGGAAAAGGGAAAGAAAAGGAAGACCCCCUCCCAAACAAAAUCUUUCUUUUCUUCUCUCUUUUCUGUCUUCUUUCUCCAUCUCUCCAUCUCCCUCUUCUUUCCUCUCUCUUUAUUCUCCCUCUCUCCUCUCCUCUCUUCCUCUGCUCCUUUCUCCUGCUUUAACAGAACUUAUGUGGCUGGGACGCAGGGCUCUCGGGUGUCAAAACUUUGAAGAUUAAUGGAUUACUUUGUUAAUGACUGCAGGCGUCAGACUGAGGUGCUUAAAUGAUUUGUGAGGUGCGAGGCGUCUUCCCGACAGUCCCAAACAAUGCGCGGAGUGUGCGGGGGAGGCAGAGGGCAGCCACUGGCGGGACCGACAGCAGGGCUUACACUCGCGCACAUUCACACACACACACACUCCCAGGCGCACACACUAGAUCCUUGCAGACCAGGAGGCACGCAGACACCCUCGCCCCCACGUACUCCGGGACAUCCCCACCCACACCAACAUAUAUGUAUUUUUGCUCUGAAAAAAGUGUAAAUAAAGCCUCGCUGGCCCCCAAUGAGGCGUUCCUUCCCGACUUUUUUGGAUCAAUCAAACAGACAGUGGCUUCUUUUGAUUAAAGCCCAAAUUGUCAUUGGGCAGAAGCAAUCAUGUGACAGCCAAUUCGGUCCAAUUUCAACCUUGUCUCCAUGAAUUCAAUAGUUUAAUAGUAGCGCGGUCCCCAUACGGCUGUAAUCAGUGAAUUAGAAAAAAAACACCCUAGCAGCGAUAUUCUAUGAUAGAUUUUUUUUCCUCUGCGCUCGCCUUUUUCCUAGGCCUUGCCCCCCCCAAAGCCCCUCCAAAAGAGGGAACUUUUUCUCUGAGGGGGCUCCAAGGAGAAGGCCAUGAAUUACGAAUUUGAGCGAGAGAUUGGUUUUAUCAAUAGCCAGCCGUCGCUCGCUGAGUGCCUGACAUCUUUUCCCCCUGUCGCUGAUACAUUUCAAAGUUCAUCAAUCAAGACCUCGACGCUUUCACACUCGACACUGAUUCUUCCUCCUUUUGAGCAGACCAUUCCCAGCCUGAACCCCGGCAGUCACCCUCGCCACGGCGCUGGCGGCCGACCCAAGCCGAGCCCCGCGGGCAGCCGCGGCAGCCCGGUGCCCGCCGGCGCCCUGCAGCCGCCCGAGUACCCCUGGAUGAAGGAGAAGAAGGCGGCCAAGAAAACCGCACUUCUGCCGGCCGCCGCCGCCGCCGCCGCAGCCACCGGCCCUGCUUGCCUCAGCCACAAAGAAUCCCUGGAAAUCGCCGAUGGCAGCGGCGGGGGAUCGCGGCGCCUGAGAACUGCUUACACCAACACACAGCUUCUAGAGCUGGAAAAAGAAUUUCAUUUCAACAAGUACCUUUGCAGACCCCGAAGGGUGGAGAUUGCAGCGCUGCUGGAUUUGACUGAGAGACAAGUGAAAGUGUGGUUUCAGAACCGGAGGAUGAAGCACAAGAGGCAGACCCAGUGCAAGGAAAACCAAAACAGCGAAGGGAAAUGUAAAAGCCUUGAGGACUCCGAGAAAAUAGAGGAGGACGAGGAAGAGAAGACGCUCUUUGAGCAAGCCCUUAGCGUCUCUGGGGCCCUUCUGGAGAGGGAAGGCUACACUUUUCAGCAAAAUGCCCUCUCUCAGCAGCAGGCUCCCAAUGGACACAAUGGCGACUCCCAAAGUUUCCCAGUCUCGCCUUUAACCAGCAAUGAGAAAAAUCUGAAACAUUUUCAGCACCAGUCACCCACUGUUCCCAACUGCUUGUCAACAAUGGGCCAGAACUGUGGAGCUGGCCUAAACAAUGACAGUCCUGAGGCCCUUGAGGUCCCCUCUUUGCAGGACUUUAACGUUUUCUCUACAGAUUCCUGCCUGCAGCUUUCAGAUGCAGUUUCACCCAGUUUGCCAGGUUCCCUCGACAGUCCCGUAGAUAUUUCAGCUGACAGCUUUGACUUUUUUACAGACACACUCACCACAAUCGACUUGCAGCAUCUGAAUUACUAAAAACAUUAAAGCAAAACAAAGCAUCACAAAACAAAAACCCCUUUGACCAGGUGGUUUUGCCUUCUUUUAUUCGGGAGUUUAUUUUUAUUUUCUCCUUGACCUACCCCUUCCCUCCUUUAAGUGUUGAGGAUUUUCUGUUUAGUGAUUCCCUGACCCAGUUUCAAACAGAGCCAUCUUUUACAGAUUAUUUUGGAGUUUUAGUUGUUUUAAACCUAACUCAACAACCCUUUAUGUGAUUCCUGAGAGCAAUAUGAGGGCUGCAAGAAAGUGAUCAUAUAAUUGUAUCUUCACUUUCUUUUUAUUUUUGUAUUACAUUAGGAUGCAUUGUCAUGCAUAUUUUUUGUAGAAUAAAUUCUCCUUUGCUAUAAGUAGCUUUCUUAUUUUUCUCCCCCUUUUUUCAGGCUCAUAACGGUUUCUUUUUCUUCUUUUAGUCUAACUUGGUAAAUAAAAUUCGUCACAAUUUAUCUUCUUUUUUCAAUUUUAAUACAUUUAUUAAGGCGGCAUGUUCAAAGUCUUCAAUGGACGGCAACAAACCAGAAAGCCAAAAAAUGACUAGGGCUUCUAAUAAGUGUUUUUUUUUUUUUCUUUUUUGCUUCUUCUUCUCCUCCUUCUUUUUAAAGGAUCUGAUUUUCAGUGCACAGGUUCAAGCCAUAGAUUUAAAUUGGUAACAGAGACAGAAUUGGACAGUCUAAGAUUUGGGCCAAGCCCAAGCUCUUGAAAGUGGAGAAAUAAAGUGCCUACAGAAACCUCCAACUCCAGGAAUGAGUAACAUGGAGUUUCUUUAAUAAGCUACCAGUCUCCAGGUCAAUAACUAAGUUAUCAACAAUUCAUUUAUUUACACACUUUUGUUUCAAACAUCCACAUUUCAACUCCCUCCCCCAUAAAGCCCUCCACAUUUUCAGUGUGGUUGAUUAAUCUCCCAGCUGUUGAUGGGUUCAGGCAAAACAGACCUAAAAGAUAGAGAAAAACAAAAAUAAAACAAAACAGUGAUUACUAUCUGGAAAAUGCACCCCAGAAAAUGUUCUUUCCAGCCCUCUGGUUCAGUCACUCUAGGAUUCUUUUUUUUUUUUUUCAGGGUCAGAAAAAUCAAUAUUUCAUUCUUAAACCUGUUUACAUUGCUAAUAAUGGAUCAUUAAUGCUUCGAAGUCAGGUUAGCAAGUUGAGAUUUAAAAUGGUGUGUUUCUACACCCUAGGUUAUAAAUUAACCCAGGUUCUAGAGAGAGAGAAAAGCACUUUAAAUGAAAUAUCAAUAAAAUGUGAUCUAGGGUGUGUCACUGGGUUGUUGCUUUUUCCCCCCCUCCCUUGUUAGGUCUCCCCAUGUUUAUUUUUCCCUUUCUGAGCUCUCUUCUGAUGCCUACUUACUUACCGUGAGAAAACGCAGCAUGUAAGCAACAUGUGUGUGGGGCGGGUUGAUUUAAGAACCUGGCUCUUAACAGCAAAGGCUUGAAAGUUCCAAUGACAACGCGAUGUUUCUUCAUAGGUUUGCUCCCUACCUUCCCUCGCCCCUUCCUCCGCUAAAUCCCAGCUGCGGCGGCGGAGUGUGGGGACUAUGGCUGGUUUCCGGCCCCAAGCUCAGCGCGGAGCAGGGCGUCCCAGCCGCGGCCAGGGCUGCGCAGCUCCUGGAUGCGAUUCGUCCUACGCUCAUAAAUCAAACGCUUUCUAUGAAUGAGAAUGUCAUCAAAGAGAUCAAUUGCAGGAACACAUGCACAAAUAAAAAUCCUCUUACGUUAUUUGCCGGGGAUCCCCGUCCGAAAGCAUUAAGUUAGAAGGCGUUUAGUCAUAAUUCAUUUUUAUUGCUCUUUUAAAACAACAGCUUGGCUGAGCCGCGGAUGCCAUGAACAGUUCAGGGCCUCGGCGGCGUUUUGUCUCCUCCUUAUUCCUUUCCUUUCUAGCAUAAGGGCCCUGAAAGAGGCGUUUUGAGCCAAGAGAACUGCUUGUAGGCGAUCAUUUUAAGCGUAACCAAGCUCGCCUUUCACCCAGUCUCCCAAGGCGUUGAAAGAGACCAGCUCCAGUCUUGGGGCGCUGACCUACUUGCCUAGAGGGCCAAGAAUCUCCUACUCGGUGGAACAGCCCCCAGAAUUUCUUGGGGGAGGGGUGUGGGGAAAGAACUGAGCUUCAGAAGCCUAAGGGCUAGAGGCCAGGGGAGGCUGCCUUUGUGUGCCGUUCCCGGAGAGCGGCGCUCUGGGCUGCCAGGCGAGGCAUAGCCAGCCCGGCUGCGAGCGCCCGGCCUGUGGGGAGCCGGGAACAGUAAGCGGAGGAGGGCGGCCGCCGGGCCUGUGUGUCUGCGGGCCUGUGUGCGAGUGCAAGCUCGUGAUCCCAAGAAAAACACGCCACCCAGGUUGCCCCAGAAAAAAGGCCAGGAGAGAAGAAGAGAGGCUGAGGGAGAGCAGCGCCGAGGCAGCGAACUAGCAGAGAGAGUGGCUCCUGCCGGGGUCGGCUUUGCGGCAGGCGCCCUGCAGCCGAGGGGGUCCUGCAAACCCAGGCUGAGGAGGGCAACCAAGGUACAGGAAUGAGACAGCGGGGGAAAAUUACCGACUUGCUCAGGCUUGGAGGGAGGAUUGCUCGCAUAGCCAACACCGACCUACUCACAUCCUGCCCCCUCUCCCAUAGGAGCUCCUUCUCUCCCCGCCGCUGGAAGCUGGCGCUCCCAAGGAAGCCGCCUCCAGGAGGACCGCCUUGCCUUUCCCCUUCUCCAGUCGGAGGAUUCACAGGAGCCGAAACUGGGGCAGGGGUGGCUGCCCAACCCCAGAAAGUGGGCCUUUCC
This is a messenger RNA of Pongo pygmaeus (Bornean orangutan), 4849 nucleotides long. It is a transcript of the gene HOXA2, whose product is annotated as homeobox A2. The coding region runs from base 961 to 2085 and encodes 374 amino acids. Gene Ontology annotation, cellular component: nucleus. The record is from RefSeq and is a predicted model, not a curated record. Gene Ontology annotation, molecular function: DNA-binding transcription factor activity, RNA polymerase II-specific; RNA polymerase II cis-regulatory region sequence-specific DNA binding. Lineage: Eukaryota; Metazoa; Chordata; Mammalia; Primates; Hominidae. Gene Ontology annotation, biological process: regulation of transcription by RNA polymerase II. The transcript is spliced from 2 exons.